Molecule: messenger RNA, 1395 nt
Organism: Aspergillus thermomutatus
Lineage: Eukaryota; Fungi; Ascomycota; Eurotiomycetes; Eurotiales; Aspergillaceae
Product: proline-rich nuclear receptor coactivator motif-containing protein
Exons: 1
Coding region: 1-1395 (464 amino acids)
Source: RefSeq, a predicted model, not a curated record
AUGUCUAGUACAUCUCCUACUCCUCCGACGCCCAAGGGAUCUCGGAACAAUCGGCGCAAUCAGAAGAAAACAACAACCCCUUCUAACCAGAAGGUGGCUUUGCUCACUACCCCUCCGUCAUCGCCGCCGAGGAACUCGAGUCCUGGAGAAGCAGUUACCGAUACGUCGGUUAAUCUUCAUAAUCCUUCCAAGAGAAAGAAUCCUCGCUCCAACAGAAAGCCACGCGACGCACCUAAACCCUCACCGGCGCACAACAACGGACACCGACACACACUUUCGCAUCCAGCCAACAAUACUCCCCAAGUCAAAGACAGCCCUCAUUAUGCGGGCCCAACCUUCCAUGCGUCACCUGCUCCUUCUGCGCUUCCAAUCCCCAGCUUUUUCUCGAAGUCUGUACCAGAAUCGGACCCCGUACAAGAAAUUGACGUGGACCAUUUCGAAGCUGGUCCCGACCUCGACAGUACACCCUCAAAGCCGCGGCCACAUUUUCAACCCCAAUCGGAAAAACCGCAGUCAACGCCUCUUGACUUCUUAUUCAAAGCUGCCGUUGAAGCCAGAAACUCUCAGCUUCAGCGGAGUCCCGAAGCCAAUAUUGGUGCUCGGUCUCCGCAAACAGAUUCUAAAGUUCAACAUCACCAGAUACCCAACGGUAGAAACGGAGCUUCCGGGGGUGUUUUUCCUUUAGAGAUGGAAAAACCAGACCUACGGAACUCUCAAAUUGGGCCUUCUUUCGCCACGUCCUACAAAGAUCGCAUGAAUGCAUUGCGAUCUUCAAGCUCGCCGUCUUCUCUGACAUCAGAGCUCGAUGAGGAGGAACGAAGAGCGAAGACCGAAGCUCUCAAGGAUCUGUUGCUGAAUCCACGACCUCAGAGGCCUUCAACAGCGUCUAUUCUAAACCAUGAUCAAGCCAUCGGUCACACUGCGCGACCAAAUCUCAGCCCUAACGUACCUCAUUACGCUACUCCCAUGAGGACUACUUCGGGUCCGCCGGCGACCCUUCUUCGGGACAUGCCACCUGAACGGAAACAACCAUCUUUUGGGAAUGGGCUGCAAUCUCCUUUCUAUUAUUCCAGUAGUGCCCAACAACUUCAGAGUUCGACUAUGAAUAAAGGAAUCUUUCAACCGAGUCCCCUGAAUGCGAUAAGCGUCUCUGGUGGGGCAGCCUCUUCGCCGCUUGAGACCUAUGGGUCAUCAAAGUCCUCUCAAUCCCACGCGCAGCAGCCAGCCUGUUAUGUUCCAGCACAUCACCAGCCCUUCAAGUCUGAGGAAAUGCCGGCGAACUCUUCCGCUCCUCCUGUUGAUACAAAGAAAAUGGAAGAUGAUUUGAGGAGGAUUUUGAAACUCGAUGCUAAUCCCAGCUUUGCUUCAAACGGUAUUCAGAGCUCGUUUGCUUGA